Messenger RNA from Maniola jurtina (meadow brown), 1823 nucleotides. RefSeq lists its product as uncharacterized. Lineage: Eukaryota; Metazoa; Arthropoda; Insecta; Lepidoptera; Nymphalidae. The coding region runs from base 62 to 1039 and encodes 325 amino acids. The record is from RefSeq and is a predicted model, not a curated record. The transcript is spliced from 5 exons.
UCAUAAAAAAAAUGGAAAGCCAUUUGACAUUAUGCUAACAAACUGAAAUUCAUCGUUAAAUAUGUCACAUUCGAAGAAUAAAAUUACACUGGACGCGCAAACAACAGAUAUAAAUGUGGACAAAGGUGCGACAAAUUGUAACAGGACCGAGAGCUGCACUUAUGCUGUAACAGUGUCAAAUAAAUCAUCCGGGUCGGGCGAGGAAGCAUCGAGCCUGUGCGUCGGCCAGAAAUCAUUCAUCAGCAUACAUUCAACCGACCACCUCUGCCAAGUGACAGACAUAGAGAACCCUGCAAACCUUGACGAAUGUAACGUAGAAGUCUUAAGCCUCAACGAGGUAUUUCCCUCAACAUCAGAAGAAAGUUUUUCCAAUGACGAUGAAUCUCCUGUACGGAGGAAGAGGCAUUCUAAAAAAAGUCAAAAAGAGCCAGAACCCCCGAAGUCUAUUUAUGUACCAACCAACAGCAAGUCUUCAACUACACCCGGAAGGCAAAGGGACGGCAUGGAAGCUCAAACGUCUGUACUCUCUGAUUUGGAUUUACCAAAAAAUACGAUGUGCGUAAUAGGUAGUAAUCCUGGGGAGCCGAAAAAGUCUUACCAAGAUGCGCCUAAGAAAAUGUCGAAAACGAUGAAGAAAUUCCUCCGCAACAUUGACAAGCACAAGAACGAUCAGAGUAAAAGCAGUGAGAAGGCAAUCAGCAAACUGACGACAAUGCGGGGUAUACUGAAGGAUGGCGGCUGCGGGCCUGAAUGCACGGGAGAUUCUUCCGCCCAUGACACUGAGGAUUUUAAUACAGCAGAGGACCUAACAUCCCUACCGCCUUAUGCAAUGGAUUUUGGACCAAAUUACGCAAAACCAAACCCGGACAAGAACGUCUCAUUCAACUCGCAAGUGUUAAUCAUCCACUUUACGGGCGACCUUUGCGUGGGUCAAAGCAUCGAAACCCUAAGCAAGGAGAAGGACCAGCAGGCAAGGAAUUCCGAGCUAAGAAAAACUUUUCUAACCAAAUACAAUGAACUUUGGCCAACCGAAAAGUAAUUUUAAGUCUAGAUUAUGCUGAUCACAUAGAUACCGUACCUAUUAGGAUGCGUUUCCACGGAGACAAAACAUUUCACCAACAUUUGAUAGCUCUAGUUUCGAAACAAUAACGUCCGCGUCGGAGGAAAAUAUACAUAAAAGUCCUUGAUUUAAAGUCUAAAAUUCUGUACCACCGAUAUUAAAUUCAUAAAGUUUUUCGCUUGAUGCACUGUAUAGGCAUGUAUGGACGCACUGAGCUUUAAAACAAGGUAGUUAAGUUCCAUUUUACUUUUACAUUGAAGUGUUUCGAAGCUCGAAUUCUAUCAACGUUGGGUAGAUGUGAAAUAUUGUUACUUUCGGCGCGUUUUAUGGUAUGCGACCAGCCUAAAGGUCUUUAUACAUUACAGACUCAACGUCUACCGUAAUCCGACUCGACUCACAAGAAAUAUGCUUUAUAUCGUGUUCCUUACUGUGAAAUUUUUAAUAUUUACCUAUUUGAAAGAACUAAGACGCGUAGUCCACAUGUAUGGCCGAGUAUAUGUAAUGUGCAAAGACCUUUACUCCUCCAUUGUAGCGAUAAGGAUGACCAAAUAGUCCAAAAACGAGUGUCUACUGAUUUAGGAUUGCGUACCUAUCUAUUGCUAAGUUAUUGGGAAAUAUUGUUAAUUUUCAUAUUUAAAUGCUUUUUUGUACGUUGGAAUUUUAUGUACCUAUGUUACGUCGUUUUGUAUGUUUACGAGUAUUUAUUGAGAUAGAACAAGAUCAGACAAAAUUUUUUACAAAUCGAAUAAAAUAUUAACUUGCC